AUGUUCAAGGAUGUGGUUGUGGACUUCACCCGGGAGGAGUGGGGCUACCUGGACACUUCCCAGAAGGAGCUCUACUGGGAGGUGAUGCUUGAGAACUACAGGAACCUGGUCAGCCUGGGCCUUGCAGAUUCCAGCAUGGAUGUGAUCUCUCAGCUGGAGUCAGGGCAAGCCCAUGGGGUUCCAAUGGAUAGUGUCCUAAGAAUCUGCUGGUCAGAUUGGGGCGCCGUGCGUCAUACCGAUGAGUCAACUCCAAAGCCGAGUGUUUCUGUGGAAGACUUGUCCCAGCAAAGGUUCUUGUGGGAUGACCCAGGUGGAAAGGCAUUCUCUCGGACGUCUGGUCUUACCAAGCACAGUAGUGUUCAUACUGGAGAGAAACCAUACGAAUGCACUGAGUGUGGAAUGAUCUUUUGCCAGAACAUUCAUACUGGAGAGAAACCUUUUAAAUGCAGUGAUUGUGGGAAAGCCUUUCCUAGGAGCGCAACACUGACUCGACAUCAGAGAACUCAUAUGAGAGAGAAAUCAUUUGAGUGCAAUGAAUGUGGAAAGACCUUCCUCCGGAAAGCAGGUGGGGGUCUCUCGUCGGGAGGCCGGACUGGGGAGAAGGAAGUGUUCCUGGAGGCAUCACUCGCAAAGCCAAAGGCGCGACGAGGUGGGAGGGCCCUGGACAGCCUAGCAGCAGCUUUGACCCCGGGGUCAGCGCCAGCCAGAAAGGGCCCCUCGGCAUCUAGGCGCCUGCUGGGGUUUCUCCUGGAUCGCCCGGGGCAGCCCUGGGCCCAUUUCCCGGAGCCAGAGACAGAGGCUGAGGAGCCGUGGCUGAGGGACGCACUGCGCAGAAGCGGAAACGUUCUCGCGCUCCAGUACUUCAGCGUACGGGCAGCGUUUGUAGCUUUUGGUCCUUCCGCGGCGGCAGCGCCUCUUCUGUGUCUGGGAGGAGCUCAACCCUGUGGGACUCCAGAGGCCUGGGUGCAGAUCAGAAUGGGGAGCAGAAAGGAGCGCAGAAUAGGCCCCAUAUUACUCACCAGCAGACCCCCCCAGGAAUCAGUAAUGUUCAAGGAUGUGGUUGUGGACUUCACCCGGGAGGAGUGGGGCUACCUGGACACUUCCCAGAAGGAGCUCUACUGGGAGGUGAUGCUUGAGAACUACAGGAACCUGGUCAGCCUGGGCCUUGCAGAUUCCAACGUGGAUGUGAUCUCUCAGCUGGAGUCAGGGCAAGCCCAUGGGGUUCCAAUGGAUAGUGUCCUAAGAAUCUGCUGGUCAGAUCAAGGUGCCAUGCCUCAUACCAAGAAGUCAACUGUAAAUAUGAGUGUUUCUGUGGAAGACUUAUCCCAGCAGAGGUCCUUGUGGAAUGACCCUUGCAUUUCCAAGAUGAGAAAAGCUUGGAAGUAUUAUGGCAGGUUAAAGAAAGAGCAAAACAAUGAGGAGAAACAUUUUAGAAAAGGAAAAGUAACCCAAACAGGACUUCCCAAUGAAAUGAGAGCCUCUGAAUAUAGUAAAUCCAACCAAACCUCUAUCCCAGAGCUAGUCAGUUUUGUACAACAAGGAGUAUCUAUAGUAAUGAAACUCCAUAAAAGUGAUAGUCAGAGAAAUACCUUCACCAUGUCUUCAGACCUAAGGCAAUGUAAUCAAAUCUGUUGGCAGAAGAAAUAUUCUGAUGUUAACAAAUGUGAGAAAGCCUUCAGUUAUGAUUUUGACCGAAUUAAAAAAUAUGGAAUUCAUGCUGAAGAGAAACUUCAUGAAAGUAGGAAUUGUUUUCUCCCAAAUAAUGAACUUAGUGUGCACCAGAGAACUGAUACGGCAAAAAAUUGUCUUGAGUUGACUAAAUGUGGGAAUACAGAUCUUAAUCAACAUUCUAGUAUUCAAGAUAAAAACAAAUUUUAUAAAUGCCGUGAAUGUGGAAAGGGCUUCCAGCGUAAGGUAAGUCUUACACAACACUACAUAUUUCAUUCUACAGAGAAACCUUUUGAAUGCAAUGAAUGUGGAAGGGCCUUCCACCGAAAGUCAGAUCUCUUAAGACAUUAUAGGAUUCAUACUGGAGAGAAACUUUUUAAAUGUAAUGAUUGUGGGAAAACUUUUUUCUGGAACUCAGGACUGAUUCAGCAUCGGAGAAUUCACACCGGAGAGAAACCCUAUGAAUGCAACGAAUGUGGGAAGACAUUCCGACAAAGCUAUGCACUUUCUCUGCACCAGGCAACUCAUUCAGGAAUAAAGCUUCACGAAUGCAAUGUUUGUGGGAAGACAUUCUCUCACAAGUUCAUUCUUACUAAUCACAGUAUUAUUCAUAGCGAAAAGAAACCCUAUGAAUGCAAUGAAUGUGGGAAAACAUUUGGAAAAAAGUCAUCCCUUAAACAACAUCACAACAUUCAUACAGGAGAGAAACCUUAUAAGUGCAGUGAUUGUGGGAAAGCUUUUUUCUGGAGUACAGCACUGACUCAUCAUCAGAGAAUUCAUACAGGGGAGAAACCCUAUGAAUGCAACAAAUGUGGGAAGACAUUUCGAGCACGCUCUAGCCUUUCUCAGCACGAAAGAAUGCAUACAGGGAUAAAACCUCAUGAAUGCAGUGUUUGUGGGAAGUCAUUCUCUCAGAAGUUCCUUCUCACUUAUCACAGUCUCAUUCAUAGUGGGGAGAAACCUCAUGAAUGCAAUGUAUGUGGAAAGGCAUUCUCUUGGAAGUCGGGUCUUAGAAAACACAGUAGUAUUCAUACUGGAGAGAAACCAUAUGAAUGCACUGAAUGUGGAAAGAUCUUUAGCCGGAAGUCAAUUCUUACACAACACCGCAAAAUUCAUACUGGAGAGAAACCUUUUAAAUGCAGUUAUUGUGGGAAAGCUUUUUCCUGGAGCACAACACUGACUCAACAUCAGAGAAUUCACACUGGAGAAAAACCCUAUGAAUGUCAUAAAUGUGGGAAGACAUUCCGAUCAAAUUCUAACCUUUCUAAGCACCAGAAAACUCAUACAGGAAUGAAACCUCAUCAAUGCAGUGUAUGUAGGAAGGCAUUCGCUCAAAAGUCAGCUCUUACACAACACUACAGCAUUCAUACUGGAGAGAAACCUUUUAAAUGUAGUGAUUGUGGGAAGGCCUUUCCCAGGAGCACAGUGCUGACUCGACAUCAAAAGACUCAUACUACAGAUAAAUCUUGUGUGUGUAAUGAGUGUGGAAAGACCUUACUCCGGAAAUCAGGUCUUUCAUCACAUAAAAAAAUGCAUGCUAGAGAGAAAUCUUAGGAAUGUAAUGAAUGUGGGAAGACAUUCCUUCAGAUUAUAAUAUUUACUCAACCUUAUAGAAUUUAUGAUGGAGAGAAAUCUAAGGAACUAAUAAACUCAUGGAAGCCAUAUUUUUGGAAGAAACUCUUCACAAAUUUACUUGAUAUUGGACAGAAAUCAUAAAAAUAUAGUGCAUGUGGAAAGCCCUUCACUUGAUAGUGAUGAUUCAUUUCUCUUCAAUACAGGAGUCACUGGCUAGAGAGACAGAGGAGGCUAUGCUUUCAUAAGUAACCAUUGUAUUCUCUUAUUUUCUGUGAUAAUAUAUGUUAAAAGGAAUUUCUUUAUUGGGAAGGAGAGAGUCAGUAGUGCAUGACAGCAGUAUGUUCAGAAACAAAGACUAUCAAUAAAAGAAAAACUUUAGUCUUUUAGCCAGAGUACAGAACUUCCUAAAUAUCCUUCUGCUCCCAAAGUGAAAGAUACAGUGGAGACAAUAAUAUAGUAAAGAAGGUGAAAUUAGAACAGUUGGGUGGCUGCUUGGUUAGUUAUGAAUGAUUUAAUUGCUGCCUGUAAAGUGAUCAGCACUUAGGUGCCUUAGGGAUUUGUGCUAAACCCUAUUGAGCAUUUUUUUUAUCAGUGUCUUGAGAUAUUUUAUGUAAAACACUGUAAAUUUUGAAGUAAUGUGUAAUCAUUUGUUAUUAAAAUCAUAGAUAUGCUUA
Trichosurus vulpecula (common brushtail) is the source of this 3917-nucleotide messenger RNA. RefSeq names its product zinc finger protein 135-like. Lineage: Eukaryota; Metazoa; Chordata; Mammalia; Diprotodontia; Phalangeridae. The transcript has 10 exons. Bases 1 to 3222 code for a protein of 1073 amino acids. Gene Ontology annotation, biological process: regulation of DNA-templated transcription. The record is from RefSeq and is a predicted model, not a curated record.